This is a messenger RNA of Gilbertella persicaria, 537 nucleotides long. Its product is annotated as GNL3L/Grn1 putative GTPase-domain-containing protein. The coding region runs from base 21 to 395 and encodes 124 amino acids. The transcript has 3 exons. The record is from RefSeq and is a predicted model, not a curated record. Gene Ontology annotation, cellular component: nucleolus. NCBI's taxonomy places the organism in Eukaryota, Fungi, Mucoromycota, Mucoromycetes, Mucorales, Choanephoraceae.
UUUCUUUUCUUUUAUUCAAUAUGGUUCCAAAGAAGGUCAAGAGCAAGCGUGUUACACUUCAUCGUAAACACAGAAUUUUGGGUAAAAUUAAGGAAGCCCAUCGCAAGGAAAAGAGGGCAGCAAAGAAGAACCCUAGUGCUCACCACAACAAGACAAAGAAAGAUCCUGGAAUUCCUAACGAAUGGCCAUUUAAGGAACAAAUCUUGAAUGAAAUUCAAGCACAAAAGAAUGAGGCUGAAGAAGAAAAAUUAAGAAGAAAACAAAUGCAACAAGUGGAAAGAGCAAAGGCCAAGAAAGCAGCAAAGAAGGCCGAAAUUGCCUCCAACAUUGCUGCUGCCAAGGCUGCUAAGGCUGCUGCUGAAGAAAGUGCAAAGCCAAAGACCAAAAAGAAAUAAUAACGCAACAUAUCAAUACGACUUCAUCAUUACUCUAUUAUUCGCAAAACACAUACUUCAUAUCAGCACUGUAUUUCAUCAUGAUACAUCAUCUUUGUUUUUUUUUUUUUAAUUCUAUAAAUUUAUUCAACAUUAUAUCAAU